GGGCAGCAUGGUUCACUCCAGCAUGGGGGCUCCAGAAAUAAGAAUGUCUAAGCCCCUGGAGGCCGAGAAGCAAGGUCUGGACUCCCCGUCAGAGCACACAGACACUGAAAGAAAUGGACCAGACACUAAUCAUCAGAACCCCCAGAGUAAGACCUCUCCGUUCUCCGUGUCCCCAACUGCCCCCAGCACCAAGAUCAAGGCUGAAGACCCCAGUGGUGACUCAGCCCCUGCAGCACCCCCACCCCCUCAGCCGGCUCAGCCUCAUCUGCCCCAGGCCCAACUCAUGUUGACAGGCAGCCAGCUCGCUGGGGACAUACAGCAGCUCCUCCAGCUCCAGCAGCUGGUGCUUGUGCCAGGCCACCACCUCCAGCCACCUGCUCAGUUCCUGCUCCCACAGGCCCAGCAGAGUCAGCCAGGCCUGCUACCGACACCAAAUCUAUUCCAGCUACCUCAGCAAACCCAGGGAGCUCUUCUGACCUCCCAGCCCCGGGCCGGGCUUCCCACACAGCACCCUGGAACUGGUCCUCCGUCCUGCAUCCCACCCACCUGCCCACCCCACCAGGCCGUGACCCGCCCCACGCUGCCCGACCCGCACCUCUCGCACCCGCAGCCCCCCAAAUGCUUGGAGCCACCAUCUCACCCCGAGGAGCCCAGUGAUCUGGAGGAGCUAGAGCAGUUCGCCCGCACCUUCAAGCAACGCCGCAUCAAGCUGGGCUUCACGCAGGGUGACGUGGGCCUGGCCAUGGGCAAGCUCUACGGCAAUGACUUCAGCCAGACAACCAUUUCACGCUUCGAGGCCCUCAACCUGAGCUUUAAGAACAUGUGCAAACUCAAGCCCCUCCUGGAGAAGUGGCUCAACGACGCAGAGACUAUGUCUGUGGACUCAAGCCUGCCCAGCCCCAACCAGCUGAGCAGUCCCAGCCUGGGUUUCGACGGGCUGCCCGGCCGGAGACGCAAGAAGAGGACCAGCAUCGAAACAAAUGUCCGCUUCGCCUUAGAAAAGAGUUUUCUAGCGAACCAGAAGCCUACCUCAGAGGAGAUCUUGCUGAUCGCCGAGCAGCUGCACAUGGAGAAAGAAGUGAUCCGCGUCUGGUUCUGCAACCGGCGCCAGAAAGAGAAACGCAUCAACCCCUGCAGCGCAGCCCCCAUGCUGCCCAGCCCCGGGAAGCCGGCCAGCUACAGCCCCCAUAUGGUCACACCCCAAGGGGGCGCGGGGACCUUACCAUUGUCCCAAGCUUCCAGCAGUCUGAGCACAACAGUUACUACCUUAUCCUCAGCUGUGGGGACGCUCCACCCCAGCCGGACAGCUGGAGGGGGUGGGGGUGGGGGCGGGGCUGUGCCCCCCCUCAAUUCCAUCCCCUCUGUCACUCCCCCACCCCCGGCCACCACCAACAGCACAAAUCCCAGCCCUCAAGGCAGCCACUCGGCUAUCGGCUUGUCAGGCCUGAACCCCAGCACGGGCCCUGGCCUCUGGUGGAACCCUGCCCCUUACCAGCCUUGAUGGCAGCGGGAACCUGGUGCUGGGGGCAGCUGGCACGGCCCCAGGGAGCCCUGGCCUGGUGACUUCGCCACUCUUCUUGAACCACGCCGGGUUGCCCCUACUCAGUGCCCCACCUGGAGUGGGUCUGGUCUCUGCAGCGGCUGCAGCCGUGGCAGCCUCCAUCUCCAGCAAGUCUCCUGGCCUCUCCUCAUCCUCUUCAUCCUCCUCUUCCUCCUCUUCCUCCUCCACUUGCAGUGAGGCAGCAGCACAGACCCCUGGAGGCUCAGGAGGACCCGAGGCAGGGUCCAAGCCUGAGUGAGGGCCUGCCAUGCCUCUCCUCCCACUUCUCUGACCCCCACUUAGCUCCCUCGCCUGGGAAGAAGGCAAGGAGGCUAGUGGUGGGGAUGCAGAGUAUCCUCGGAGCAGGAGUGACAAGGGAGGAAAGAUCAAAAAACAGAAACAACCCAACCAACCAAAAAAAAAAAAAAAA
Messenger RNA from Otolemur garnettii (small-eared galago), 1970 nucleotides. RefSeq names its product POU class 2 homeobox 2 (gene POU2F2). The record is from RefSeq and is a predicted model, not a curated record. Gene Ontology annotation, cellular component: nucleus. NCBI's taxonomy places the organism in Eukaryota, Metazoa, Chordata, Mammalia, Primates, Galagidae. Gene Ontology annotation, molecular function: DNA-binding transcription factor activity, RNA polymerase II-specific; RNA polymerase II cis-regulatory region sequence-specific DNA binding. Gene Ontology annotation, biological process: regulation of transcription by RNA polymerase II. The transcript is spliced from 15 exons. The coding region runs from base 8 to 1501 and encodes 497 amino acids.